AUGAAUGUGGCAUAUAGUCAUCGGUCCGAUGAUUCAGACUCUGAAAUUGCAGCAUCGCAACAUCAUGUUUCUGAUCCUUCUAUUUCUAAUCCUCACCCUGCAGCAGGUACAACGAGUCAUUGUACAUCUGCUCAUGACGGAUCUCACAUUAGUACAACUUUGAAGGACACUCAACUUCAAUUGCAAGCCAUCAAGCAGUGCAAUCAACUCUUGGAAGAAAAGAAUGCAAUCUUGGAGGUGAACAAACCUUCUCGCAAAGCCUCCAAGGCACCCUCCCAGCUUCUAGUGUUUGACAAGGAAGUGAAGAUGUUCACUAAGAAGUAUGGCAUCAUGUACGAGAUGUACCCACCCAGCGCCGAGCUACUAAAGAAGACUCUUCCCUCAACUCCUGACACAUUAUUGUCCAAGCUACAUAGUGUGCUCCCAGAUCACCUGCACCAUCUUGUGCCCUUAAAUCAUUUCCAUAAGACUGCACCACUUGAAGCAGGUCAGUCUUCCAAACUCAUCAAGUUGCGACGAGUUGCUGGUCGCAUUUUUGGGCUAAGCUCUGAUUACUUCGUCACGUCUUCAAAGCAAGACACCAUCGACGAGCUUUGUAGGUUGCUAGGCACUACACCCAGAAGCCUCAAUUCAACUGUAUUCAGUAACUGGAAGCCCUUGGCUCAGAUCCUGAAAGCAUUUUUAAUGGGCGAAGCAUCCCUUAUGUCUGUCAAGAAGGGUGGGCCACCCAGGGACUUUCAGAAUUGGGGAGUAUCUGCCAUAAUGCCUGGAGCAAUUGCGUGGAGUGCUACAAUUGCUAUUUUUCUUUUAUCGCCAGAUACAGUAUUCUCUCAAGACGGCCAUGGCAAAAGCUCAGGGAUUCAGUAUAAAAAUCUAUUCUACAGCUUCAAGAAGAUUCUGGUGUGUUGUUGGGAUGCUCCAUAUCUCAUGAAGAUUAGACAACACAUUGAGGGACAUGUCUUUGGAGCUGCGAAGCUGCCCAUUGAUGCACCCGAUGGGGAAGACUUUACUGCACAGAUUGCGCUUGCAAUGGCUGGCUUGCAAUCUAACGAUGUUGACCAUGAUUUGGAUUCUACCCCUGUGGGUGACCUUGCUCAGGGUACUGACAUCACCCAGUCCGCUCUGAAUUCACCACUAUCAACUCCAAGGUUAUCCACGCAGACCAUGCCUUCUGAAAUAUUACCUUCCGAUGGUUCCAGUGCUCCUCCGAUGCCACUGCCUGCUCCUGCAAUCACCAAUCAGAUUCAGAACUCGCUUGUUACUGAUGGUGACACAGAGCUUGAUGAAGGGGUUACUCAAACCGUAGAUGCAGAGGGUCAUACUCAAGGAUGGAAGAAAAAGAAGGCUGUGGCUAAUCAAAUCUCUCGCAAGUCUGUCCAUCAGAAGAAAUGA
Messenger RNA from Suillus bovinus, 1392 nucleotides. RefSeq lists its product as uncharacterized. The record is from RefSeq and is a predicted model, not a curated record. Bases 1 to 1392 code for a protein of 463 amino acids. The transcript has 7 exons. Lineage: Eukaryota; Fungi; Basidiomycota; Agaricomycetes; Boletales; Suillaceae.